Symbiodinium necroappetens is the source of this 744-nucleotide messenger RNA. The record is from the annotation of a GenBank genome assembly. Lineage: Eukaryota; Dinophyceae; Suessiales; Symbiodiniaceae.
AUGGAUCGGCCCGUACAGCUUUCCAGCUUCGCCAACAGUUUCCUUCCUAUCCACAUGCUGCCGAUCAUGCCUCCGCGUGGAGGAUUCUCCUCCGUCACACCACGCACAGCAGCGGUUGAUGCUUCAGGCACAAAGAUUGUCACAUGUUCUCAACCAAGGGUCGGAUGCAUGCAGAUCCGGUAUUUCAAGAACUGGGAUGCAUCUGUCUCCCUGAUCAGCAAGAUUGAAGGAGGCUAUACCGUGCCAAUGCAAGUUCCAGCAAGCUGGGGCUGUUCUACGAGCUCCUUUGAUGCCUUGAGCGCUGGUUCCAUGAGCCUGGCAAGCUUCAGUGCGCAGCUUGAAGAUGCAAAUGCUACCCGCACCUGGUUCUUGCGCGUCUUGGGCCUCGUCUUCACCUGGUUGACGGUGUAUUGCUGCUUUCAGCCAAUAGCCGCCGCUGCAGACAUUGUAGGUGAUUGUCUUGCAUACAUCCCAUGCGUUGGGGAGUUCAUGGAGGAUUUGCUGGAAGGUAUGGUUGACACCCUUCUCUGCAUGGUGUCCUGCGGUGUUGGCUGCUCGUGUGGGCUGCUCGUGAUCGGCAUCGUGUGGCUCUUCAUGAGACCUUUGAUUGGUGGCGGUCUGCUGCUAGUUUGCGUGGUGCUGGGAAUCUGCGCCUUUGCAGUGGCACAUCAGCACAAGGCAAACAAAGACAUCAGCGACCAGUCAGUCCAACUCAAGGAGAUGUAUGACAAUGACUCACCCUGA